Hipposideros armiger (great roundleaf bat) is the source of this 6584-nucleotide messenger RNA. RefSeq names its product immunoglobulin superfamily DCC subclass member 4 (gene IGDCC4). Gene Ontology annotation, biological process: cell-cell adhesion. NCBI's taxonomy places the organism in Eukaryota, Metazoa, Chordata, Mammalia, Chiroptera, Hipposideridae. The record is from RefSeq and is a predicted model, not a curated record. The transcript has 20 exons. Gene Ontology annotation, molecular function: protein binding. Bases 240 to 4061 code for a protein of 1273 amino acids.
GCCUGGAUUGGUUAUUGCAUGAGCAGGGGAAGGAGGCCAAGAGAAGCCCUCAGCUUGGAAUGGCAAAGGAAAUGCGGGUGAAGAGGGAACUGUCAUGUCCUCAGUGGAUCUGGUGGUGCAGCCUGUGGAGAAGCUGAGUACGGGACCUCAGCUGGAAUGGACUGGACUCCAAAGGCAAGACGGGUCCAUGGGGACACAGAAGAAGGCUUGAAUCUGCCUCCAUUCACCCUGGAACCGAGAUGGAGGAGACCCUGAGGCAGGGACAGGGAAAGAAACGCAGACACCAAGGCAGAGAGACCCGUGGACUCAGAGACCGGGAGACUGAGACAAAUAGACCUAGAAACAAGCGGCCCAACAGGGGCUCAAGGCGACCCGGCGAGGGGGAGCUGCCGUUGCCCCAGGAGUCAACCGUGGAGCUGAGCUGUGGAAGGGGGCCACUGCAAGUGAUCCUGGGCCCAGAGCAGGCCGCCGUACUGGACUGUAGUCUAGGGGCUGCUGCUGUUGGACCCCCUACCAGCGUCACGUGGAGCAAAGAUGGAGGUGCCCUGCUGGAGCAUGACCACCUGCGCCUGCUACCCAAUGGCUCCCUGUGGCUGUCCCAGCCGCUCGCAUCUGAUGGCAGUGACGAGGGAGCCCCUGGGGCCUCAGAUGUCAUUGAGGGCAGCUAUUCCUGCCUGGCUCAUGGCCCCCUUGGAGUGCUAGCCAGCCAGGCUGCAGUGGUCAAGCUCGCCACACUCUCAGGCUUCUCUCUGCACCCUGAGUCUCAGACAGUGGAGGAGAAUGGGACAGCUCGAUUUGAGUGCCACAUUGAAGGGCUGCCAGCACCCGUCAUUACUUGGGAGAAGGACCAGGUGACAGUGCCUGAGGAGCCUCGGCUCAUCACUCUUCCCAACGGGGUUCUCCAGAUCCUAGACGUUCAGGAGAGUGAUGCAGGCUCCUACCGCUGCGUGGCCUCCAACUCAGCCCAGCAGCGCUUCAGCCAGGAGGCCCUACUCAGUGUGGCCCUCAGAGGGUCCCUGGCGUCCACCAGGGGGCAGGAUGUGGUCAUUGUGGCAGCCCCAGAGAACACCACUGUGGUGUCUGGCCAGAGUGUCGUGAUGGAAUGUGUAGCCUCUGCUGACCCCACCCCUUUCGUGUCUUGGGUCCGACAGGACGGGAAGUCCAUCUCCACGGAUGUCAUCGUCCUGGGCCGAACCAACCUACUGAUCAGCAGCGCGCAGCCCCGGCACUCUGGUGUCUACGUCUGUCGUGCUAAUAAGCCCCGCACGCGCGACUUCGCCACUGCUGCCGCUGAGCUCCGCGUGUUGGCGGCCCCUGCCAUCUCGCAGGCGCCCGAGGCGCUGUCGCGGACGCGGGCCAGCACCGCUCGCUUCGUGUGCCGCGCGUCCGGGGAGCCGCGGCCCACGCUGCGCUGGCUGCACGACGGGGCGCCGCUGCGGCCCAACGGGCGCGUUAAGGUGCAGGGCGGCGGCAGCAGCCUGGUGAUCACGCAGAUCGGCCUGCAGGACGCCGGCUACUACCAGUGCGUGGCCGAGAACGGCGCGGGCACGGCGUGCGCCGCCGCGCCGCUGGCAGUAGUGGUGCGUGAGGGGCUGCCCAGCGCUCCCACGCGGGUCACGGCCACUCCACUGAGCAGCUCCACCGUGCUGGUGGCCUGGGAGCGGCCCGAGCUGCACAGCGAGCAGAUCAUUGGCUUCUCCCUUCACUACCAGAAGGCUCAGGGCAUGGACAAUGUGGAAUACCAGUUUGCAGUGAACAAUGACACCACAGAGCUACAGGUUCGGGACCUGGAACCCAACACCGAUUAUGAGUUCUACGUAGUGGCCUACUCCCAGCUGGGGGCCAGUCGCACCUCCACCCCAGCACUGGUCCACACACUGGAUGAUGUCCCCAGUGCAGCACCCCAGCUCUCCCUGUCCAGCCCCAACCCCUCGGACAUCCGGGUGGCGUGGCUGCCCCUGCCUCCCAGCCUGAGCAAUGGGCAGGUGGUGAAGUACAAGAUAGAGUACGGUUUGGGAAAGGAAGCAGAUCAGAUUUUCUCCACCGAGGUGCCAGGGAAUGACACGCAGCUUACGCUGAACUCACUUCUGCCCAACAAGGUGUAUCGAGUACGGAUUUCGGCCGGCACGGGGGCCGGCUACGGGGCACCUUCCCAGUGGAUGCAGCACAGAACACCCAGUAUGCACAACCAGAGCCAUGUCCCUUUUGCCCCUGCAGAGUUGAAGGUACGGGCAAGGAUGGAGUCCCUGGUCGUGUCGUGGCAGCCUCCCCCUCACCCUGCCCAGAUCUCUGGCUACAAGCUGUACUGGCGGGAGGUGGGGGCCGAGGAGGAGGCCAAUGGUGACAGCACCCCAGGGGUCCGUGGAGACCAGGCUUGGGAUGUGGGGCCUGUCCGCCUCAAGAAGAAAGUGAAGCAGUAUGAGCUGACUCAGUUAGUCCCUGGCCGGCUGUAUGAAGUGAAGCUUGUGGCAUUCAACAAACAUGAGGACGGCUAUGCAGCAGUGUGGAAGGGCAAGACGGAGAAGGCUCCCACACCAGACCUGCCCAUUCAGAGGGGACCACCCUUGCCCCCUGCCCAUGUCCAUGCGGAAUCAAACAGCUCCACAUCCAUCUGGCUUCGGUGGAAAAAACCGGACUUCACCACGGUCAAGAUUGUCAACUACACUGUGCGCUUCAGCCCCUGGGGGCUUAGGAAUGCCUCCCUGGUCACCUAUUACACCAGCUCGGGAGAAGACAUCCUCAUUGGUGGGCUGAAGCCAUUCACCAAAUACGAGUUUGCAGUACAAUCCCACGGUGUGGACAUGGAUGGGCCUUUCGGCUCUGUGGUGGAGCGCUCCACCCUGCCUGACCGGCCUUCGACGCCCCCAUCUGACCUGCGCCUGAGCUCCCUGACACCAUCCACUGUUCUGCUGCACUGGUGCCCCCCCACGGAGCCCAAUGGGGAGAUUGUGGAAUAUCUGAUCCUAUACAGCAACAACCACACCCAGCCUGAGCAUCAGUGGACCCUGCUCACCACGGAGGGAAACAUCUUCAGUGCAGAGGUACGUGGCCUUGAGAGUGACACUAGGUACUUCUUCAAGAUGGGGGCACGCACAGAGGUGGGACCUGGGCCCUUCUCUGGCCUGCAGGAUGUGAUCACUCUCCAGGAGAAGCUCUCAGACUCCUUGGAUGUGCACUCAGUCACAGGCAUCAUCGUGGGUGUUUGCCUGGGCCUCCUCUGCCUCCUGGCCUGCAUGUGUGCUGGCCUGCGCCGCAGCCCCCACAGGGAAGCACUCCCAGGCCUGUCCUCCACUGCCACUGCUGGGAACCCUGCGCUGUACUCCCGAGCCCGCCUUGGACCCCCCAGCCCUCCAGCUACCCAUGAACUGGAGUCCCUUGUGCACCCCCAUCCCCCGGACUGGUCCCCACCACCCUCAGACAUCGAGGACAGGGCUGAAGUACACAGCCUUAUGGGUGGUGGUGUUUCAGACUGCCGGAGUCAUUCCAAGAGAAAGAUUUCAUGGGCUCAGCCAGGUGGACCCAGCUGGGCAGGUUCCUGGGCAGGCUGUGAACUGCCCCAGGCAGGCCCCAUGCCUUCUCUGACCCGUGCCCUGCUGCCCCCUGCUGGAACUGGGCAGACGCUGUUGCUGCAGGCUUUGGUGUAUGAUGCCAUCAAGGGCAAUGGGAGGAAGAAGCCACCCCCAGCCUGCAGGAACCAGGUGGAAGCUGAAGUCAUUGUCCACUCUGACUUUAGUGCCUCCACCGGGAAUCCUGACCUCCACCUCCAAGACCUGGAACCUGAGGAUCCCCUGCCUUUGGAAGCUCCUGACCUCACUUCCGGUGUUGUAGACCUAGAGCAAGGGGUGGACUGGCUGGAGAGGGAGCUGGGAAGGUGUGAGCAGGCAGCCACUGGGCCAGACAGACUUACCUGCCUACCAGAGGCACCUUCUUGCCCCUACCCGGACCUCCAGCCUAGCGAGGUGCUGGAGGAGGCCCCUGGGAACAGCUGCCAGCCAAAGGCCCCCUGCCCUCUAGGAGCCAGCCCAGGCUUGUCCAGAGCCCCAGUCUCCUCCUCUGCUUAGCUCCCCUGGAGGGGCAGUGGGGGCAGGCUGAUAUGGAUUAUGGCAUAUGACACGUGGCCAUGCAUGUACACAUGUGUACCUGCAGAUACUGAAUAUCAUCAAGCCUUUUGGAGCCUCCUAGGGUGCUUUGGCAAGGGGGAGAGGAAGAAAUGGAUUAUUCACUCCCACAUACUCUGUGACAGGUGAUAUGUGAGAGAUAUGUGAAGCAUGUCUAUGUGUGAUGUACAUAUAUGGGAAGCACAUAAUGUGUGUGCUGGUUGGUGAGCUGGGAAACCUUGGUCCAGGCAGUGGUCACUAUGGCCUAAUUGAUCCUCCAGGUCAGGACAGUGCCCCAGAGUGGCCAGUGCCCAUCUCUGUGGGCCCCCCACCUCUGUCCCCCAGCCUUUUAUUACACACUCUGCGAGUGUCUCCAGUGCCCUGUCUGACAAAGACAGCCCCAGCCCAUUUUCCUGGCUGGCUGGGCUGAGUGCAAGUAGGCUCUGAAUGCCUACCGUUUUAUUAGUUGAAUCGCCUCCCAUCACCCAUGUCCCAUUGCCCAAACUGAGAGGGUGACUCUGGCUCCCCUCAGAGCAACUCUGCGUUUAAUUUUGUAAUUUGGGAAGUGCCUGGUUUUGAACAUCUGCUUUCUCUUUCUCUCCCCUCCUUCCUUCCCUGUCACUGCUCUAGUGGCCCCUCUCCAGUCAACUUGCUCUCCCAAUUCUAAUGCCCUUCUCUUCUGCCCUGAUCAUCUUUCCUUUCCUCUCUGCUGUUUCUGUGUCUCCUCUGCAUGUCUGCCUUUCCUGUCUCUCACACCUCUCCCCACACUGUGUCAUGUGGUUCUCCCACCUUCCUUCCCUAACAACAUGACUACCUCAUGUCUGCUUUGAGGCCGUAGUGUGACUCCUGUGUCUGCCAGUCACUUCACCGGUUACCUUCCUGCCCCCUCUUCUCUCUAUGCCUCCAUAUGGCCCCUCCCAGGGCAGACUGCCCACCCCCCAGUGCAGGUUUAGAGAAGACCUUCCAGCUUCCCUUGUAUCUUUCUCCCUGGGAUUGAGAUGGGAGGACUCUCCUUGGAGGUGAUGAAUCCAAGUCACACAAGGGGACUUUUGAGAUGGGGAAAGGGGAGCAUGACCCAGAGAGGCUCAGAAUAAAAUUCAUCUCUCCCUUCUAUGCAGGGAGGCAGGUGGGCUGGAUGGAGGGGUUUGGAACCUUCCUUCCUAGCUGAAGCUAAAGGGAGGAAGGGGAGUGGGAAUUAGGGGCACCGCAGCCCCACAGCUUCCCAUUCUGUGAGCCUUGAAUAUGAGCUGAUCUGGGCGGGGAGGGGAGAGGAAUCUCAUUCUCUGGGGUCUAGAAUGGACAUCUUUGCACAAGACAAGGGCGAUUGGUCCAUUUCAUUUGUUUUUUUCUUUACAUUCAACCCCGAAAUCAUUUUCUGUUGAGCCACCAUACCAGGGACAAGCUUGACUUCUGUUUCCUGUGUAGAGAAAACAAUGGUGUUUAUUCUCAUAGGAGCAUAGAAUCUGGGGGUCUUUUCUCCUUACAUGCAUCUUUUUAACUGAUUGGCACAUCAAGGGUUAACUCUGGCUUCUGGGCCAAAUUAGAAAUAACCAGUCUAUCUUUCCUCUUUUUUUUUAAUGGUGAAAUGUCUCUCAGCGGAGUUGCAGCUUCCUCAGACCCUUUCAGCAUCUGUGUUUAUUACACUCGGGUGUCACUCACGUUUGACAUCCACACCUACAUUUCCUCCCCCUCCCCCUCCUUCAACCAGCCUAUGAUAACACUAAAGAUUAUUAAUGUUGGUUUUGUAUCACGUUAAGGACAGAAUUGUCACUUGUACUAUUUCUGUAGCAUUCAGUGUUACUGUGGCUAACACCACUGUAUAUGUUUUAUCAUUGCUCUGAAGGUCAAGAGCCUCGUUUUAUUUUGCUGGUUUGAUUUUUUUUCUAAAGGAAAAAAAAAAACUGCCCUGAAUUAAAUGGCUGUUUUAACAGUAGGCUGUUAGCAUUACACCACAUAGUCAUUUUUCAUGUUCUUGUUUAACAGGCACUGAGGUUCUGGUUUAAAUUAAAUAGCUGCAAAUGAGACAAUUUAUAACCCAUUAGGUUGGGUGGAAAAUUGUUUCUCAAAAGCAAAUAAGUAAUAAAUCUGGUAUCUGCCUAUAACUCACAGUUGAUAAGAAAGUGGCCAUUACUCACUAGUAUUAUAUAUGAUUUGGGCUCUGGGUAAUUUGGAAGUGUUAGGUUUGUGUCUUUGUAGCAGUAUUUUUAUUAGAAAAGAGUCUAUUGGCCUUUUACAGGGUAUUAAUCCCUUUUGUCACCUACCAUCGACGCCUUACGUUUUUUGAGUCUCAUUUUAAAAACCUCCUUUUUUGGAUGCAUGACAAGUGUAAUCAGUACCUGCUCAUUUAUUUGUCUGUAUUUAGUGUAUGCCAUAUUAUUUAAUUAUUUUUCCAGCAUUUUUUUCUCCUUACAAAUAUGACAUUUUUUAGUGUUAAGCCAAGGCAUUGAUCAUGUAUCUGUCCUUAUAAUGAAUUAAUAAACUAUUUUC